AUGGCAGACGACGGCUACACAGACACCCACCGCGCGUUCCUCCAAGCCCUGCUCUCCCGCCAGACCAUCGACUACGAAACGGCAAAACCGCUCAUCGCGUCGAUCCAGACCGCCGCAACCCCCGAUCGCCCUACCCUCCCCGGCGACAUCACGUUCGAGACCUUUGAAGACUUCAUCAACACCGUCAGCGACGCCGUCAUCCCCUUCGACUACGAAAUCCUCGGCGCCAAAGACCAGCACCAUGGCGGCGAGGGCAUCUGGGCGCUGGUGAACACGACGUCCGACGCCAUGACGCAGAUGGCGACGGUGCACGGCGCGGACGAGAUUGCGUUUGUCAAGCGCGUGCUGGAUUGUAUGUUCGAGGAGAAGAACGAUUCGGAGGCGGCGGAGGUGAUGGCCGUCAAGGGGACGGAGGCUCUGAAUUUGCGGAAAGCGGAGCGGGGGAGGGGGAGGGGGAGGAGAGGGUCGGGACCCACGCAGCAGCCGGAUGGGAGUACGAAUGGCAACGCGGCGGAUAUCACGAUGCACCAGGCGGACCUCAUGCUGCAGAGCAUGGUCGCGGAGGGGUGGUUUGAGCUGAGCGAGAAUGGGUAUUACAGCCUCUCGCAGCGCGGGGUGCUGGAGUUGAAAGACUGGCUGGUGAAGACUUAUGACGAUGCUGAUGAUGAGGAAGAAGAAGAAGAAGAAGAAGAAGAAGGAGGAGGAGGUGAUCCGGCGCACAAGAAGAUCAAAUCUUGCAGCGCGUGUCGGCAGAUUAUCACGGUGGGACAGAGGUGUCCGGAUCUGGCUUGUCAUGGGCGAUUGCAUGACCACUGCACUCAGCUCAUGUGGCGUCAGCAGAGGGACAGGCGGGAAUGUCCCGUGUGCAAGCUACCGUGGGAGAAUGCUCCGCCCGUGGGCGAGAAGGCCGCGAGGGACGCAAGACGUGCACGUGGGCAGAAUGGGAGGAGAUCAACGAAUGGACGCAAAAGUCAUGCAGAGACCAAUGGUGCUCAUAGUGACGGUAGCGAGGACCUCUACAACGCGUGA
Lecanosticta acicola is the source of this 1029-nucleotide messenger RNA. NCBI's taxonomy places the organism in Eukaryota, Fungi, Ascomycota, Dothideomycetes, Mycosphaerellales, Mycosphaerellaceae. The record is from the annotation of a GenBank genome assembly.